Molecule: messenger RNA, 7199 nt
Organism: Apis cerana (Asiatic honeybee)
Lineage: Eukaryota; Metazoa; Arthropoda; Insecta; Hymenoptera; Apidae
Product: glycogen debranching enzyme
Biological process (GO): glycogen catabolic process; glycogen biosynthetic process
Molecular function (GO): 4-alpha-glucanotransferase activity; amylo-alpha-1,6-glucosidase activity
Source: RefSeq, a predicted model, not a curated record
CUCUUGUUUUUACGACCUUCAAAGUUUGUCUUUGUAAAAUAGAGGUCAUAUUUAAACAAAAGAUAUUCUUAAGUUUUAUUAAUAUAUUAUAUAGUGAAUUGCAUUAAAUUAUUUUUAUUAAGAAAUACAUUGUAAUUUGUUUUAUAUUUUAUUAAUUUAUUACAUAUUAUUUCAUUGUUUUUGAAUAAGAAUUUAAUAUAUAUUUUAGUCUUGAAAAAUACGCGUUUGCAGAGUAGUCAGCUAUAUGAUUUAUUUUGAGAAUGGGUUCCAUACUUACAAUAAGCUAUUUCUUUUCUGAUGCAACAAGGAGAUUGAUAAGGAAACUUAGGACUAUUUUCCAAUGCCUUUACAAAUGUCAUUAUUUAAAGUGCCUUUAUUAUUAUGCAGUGGUUAAAAAUAUGUCAGAACACAUGUCAUCAACUGAUAGUUACGAAUUUGAACAAAUAAGAGUCUUAACUCUAAAUAAUGGAGAACAUCUUGAUGGUAUAUUAUAUAGAUUAAAGAAAGGAUGGAGAGUAGAAUUUCGUUUAGGCGCUUCUCUUCUUGGGAGAACUGUUGAUCUUUUUAUAAAUUAUCCAUUAGGAGAAAAUAAAAAAUUUGAAAGACGUACAUAUUAUCUCUUAGAAUGGAUUAAUGAAACAGCUAAUAUAUGUUUAUCUCUAGCUGGUUCAUUUCAUUAUUAUCUUAUAGAUCCUAAUUCUGAAGAUAUGAAGCCUAUUGCUUCUGGAUAUCUCCUUGUAGAUCCAGAACUUAAAAUAGGGAAACAUGGAAAUGAUUUACCAUUAGAUUGUAUUCAAUGUCAAACUGUUCUUGCAAAAUGUUUAGGAUCAUUUUCUACCUGGGAAGACAAAUUACUAGUUGCUAAAAAUUCUGGAUAUAACAUGAUUCAUUUUACACCAAUUCAGGAAUUGGGAUAUUCUAAAUCUUCUUAUAGUCUUAGUGAUCAAUUAAAAUUAAAUCCUUCUUUUAAUGAUGAUAAUAAAUCAAUUACAUAUGAUGAUAUUGAAAAACUAAUUAAUAAAAUGCGCAAUGAAUGGAAUAUGUUAAGCAUUUGUGAUAUUGUUUUGAAUCAUACAGCAAACGAAAGCCCUUUUUUGGUAUCUCAUCCAGAAUGUACAUAUAAUUGUUUGAAUAGUCCUCAUUUACGUCCUGCAUAUAUUUUGGAUGCUGCAUUAUUUGAAUUAACAGUGCAAGUGGCUGCUGGAGAAUGGGAAUUUAAAGGUAUUCCUUUGGUAGUUGAAACUGAAGAACAUUUAAAUUCAAUUCGUCAUGCACUUCACACAUAUUUUUUGCCGCUUAUAAAAAUACAUGAAUUAUAUAUAAUAGAUAUUAAUGAAACUAUUGCUGAGUUUUUGAAUUUAGCACGAAAUCAAAUGCCUGAAGACAUCAUUGAAUCAGAAACAUCAGAAGAUAUUAAAAUAAUACAAGAUUCAAAAUUUCGCAGAUUAAAAGCAACUAUAAAUAUGCAACUUGCUUUACAAAAAUAUAACAUAUAUAGAACUGAUUGUUUUGAUGAAGAGACUCGUUUGAAACGUUGUGCUGAAGAUUUAAGAAAAAAAUUGCAGGAACUUAAUAAUAUAAUUAUUAAUGAAAUACAAAAUCAUUUAAAUGCUGCAGUUGAAAAUACAAUUGCUGGUAUAAGAUAUUUUAGAGUACAAGUUGAUGGACCUAAACUUAAAGAAAUAAGUGAAAGAAAUCCACUAGUUCCUAGAUAUUUUACUGAUUAUGGAGCACCUAAAACAUUAACUGAAAGAGAAGCAACAAUGUACUCAGAUGCAGGAUGUUAUCUUAUGGCUCAUAAUGGAUGGGUAAUGAAUGGUGAUCCUUUAAAAAAUUUUGCAGAUUCUGAUUCUAAUGUUUAUAUAAGAAGAGAACUUAUUGCUUGGGGUGAUAGUGUAAAAUUGAGAUAUGGAGAUAAACCGGAAGAUUGUCCUUUUCUAUGGCAGCAUAUUAGUACAUAUGUUGAACAAACAGCUAAAAUUUUUGAUGGUAUUCGAUUAGACAAUUGUCAUUCAACUCCUAUUCCAGUUGCAGAGUAUAUGCUUGAUGUUGCUCGUCGUAUCCGUCCAGAUUUAUAUGUUGUUGCAGAAUUAUUUACAAAUUCAGAUCAAAAAGACAAUAUAUUUGUUAAUCGUCUUGGUAUCACUUCUUUAAUCCGAGAAGCUAUGUCUGCAUGGGAUAGCCACGAAGAAGGUCGAUUAGUAUAUCGAUAUGGAGGUGAACCAGUCGGUGCAUUUUUGCAAUCACGUAAACGACCUUUAGUACCAAGCAUAGCACAUGCCCUUUUUUUAGAUUUAACUCAUGAUAAUCCUAGCACUGUGGAAAAACGUAGUGUGUUCGAUUUACUUCCAAGUGCUGCUCUUGUAUCAAUGGCAGCAUGUGCUAGUGGUAGUAAUCGUGGAUAUGAUGAAUUAGUUCCUCAUCAUAUACAUGUUGUAGAUGAAACAAGACAAUAUUCAUUUUGGACAGAUGAUGAAUGUUUGAUAGAUGGUAUCAAAUUUGUAGGUUUUAAAACUGGAAUAAUUGCUGCAAAGAAAGCAUUAAAUGAUUUGCAUUAUAUUCUUGGACAGCAGAAAUUUUCUCAAGUAUUUGUUGAUCAAAUGGAUAAUGACAUAGUAGCUGUAACAAGACACUCUCCAACAACUCAUGAUAGUGUAAUUUUAAUUGCUUUUACUGCAUUUAAACAUCCUGAUCCUAAUGCUAAUGAUUUGAGAAGACAUGUGAAACCAUUACGAGUGGAAGGUGUAAUGGAAGAAAUUAUUUUGGAAGCAUCCUUAUGUCAUAUAGAAGCAAAAAAUGAUAUCUCACCUUUCCAUUAUUCUGAAAAAUAUGUACGAGAUGAAAGUUAUAUAAAUGGUCUCUCAGAAUAUAUUGUAAAUCUUAAAGAACAUAUACAAAUUUGUGAUUCAGAAAUUUUAGAAAAAGUUGAUUCUGGUGAUCCUAAAAUAACUCAACUUAAUUUUGUAAAUUUUCAACCAGGUUCUGUUAUUGCUAUUCGUGUAUCUCUUCAUGCUAACAUAAAACCAGCUCUUGCAAAACUUCAUAAUACUAUUUCAAUAAUCACAUCACAAAAAAGUUCAGACAUACGCGUUAUUGCUUCACGUAUGGAUUUGAUAGAUUUAAAUAAAGCUUUAUAUCGAUGUGAUCAGGAAGAACGCGAUGAAACUUCAAACAGAUUUGAUGUAUAUAAUAUUCCAGGUUAUGGACCACUUGUUUAUGCAGGAUUGCAAGGUAUUAUUUCUUUAUUAGCGGAUAUUCGUCCUAAUAAUGAUUUAGGUCAUCCAAUGUGUAUUAAUCUCAGACAAGGUAAUUGGUUAAUAGAUUAUACUUGGCAACGGUUAAAAGAAGAUGAUGGAACAAAAGCACUUGGAGAAUGGCUUGAAGAAGCUACUGAACCAUUUAAAUUAAUACCUCGUUAUUUAGUUCCUAGUUAUUUUGAUGUUAUAGUUGUAAACGUUUAUAUGAUACUUCUCGAACAAUGUUAUAAUCUAAUGUCAAGCUUUGUGAAAGAUGGUUCUACUUUUGUCAAGAUCUUAUCUUUGGUUUCAAUACAAAUGGGAGGAGUAAUAAAAUCAGCUCCAUUACCAGAUUUGUCACCAAAUAUAGAUUCUCCUAAACCAAAGAUUAAACAAUAUAAUGACGAAAGUGAACAAAUAUGUAUGACAUUAUCUGCUGGUUUACCGCAUUUCACAACAGGAUAUAUGAGAAAUUGGGGAAGAGAUACAUUUAUUGCUUUAAGAGGACUAUUAAUAUUAACUGGCAGACAUACAGAAGCACGAUUUAUUAUUCUUGGUUAUGCUGGAACUUUGCGACAUGGUCUUAUACCAAAUUUACUUGAUAAAGGAAAGAAUGCUAGAUAUAACUGUCGAGAUGCUUUAUGGUGGUGGUUGUAUACAAUUCAAUGUUAUAUACAAGAAGUACCAAAUGGUUUAAAAAUUUUAACAGAUAAAGUUUCAAGACUGUUUCCAACUGAUGAUUCUCCUCCAUUACCUGCGGGACAAGUAGAUCAAUCAUUACAUGAUGUUAUUCAAGAAGCUCUUUUAGUACAUUUUCAAGGACUUUGUUUUAGAGAAAGAAAUGCUGGAAAACAGAUUGAUGAACAUAUGACAGAUCGUGGUUUUAAUAAUCAAAUUGGAGUACAUCCAGAAACAGGAUUUAUAUUUGGUGGAAAUGAUGCAAAUUGUGGUACGUGGAUGGAUAAAAUGGGAUCUUCUGAAAAAGCUGGUAACAAAGGAAAACCAGCUACUCCAAGGGAUGGUUCAGCUGUAGAAAUAGUGGGUCUCAGUAAAAGUAUUCUUAGUUUUUUAGCUGAAUUAUAUAAACAAAAUCUUUUUCCUUAUGGUAGUGUGCAAAGAAAAAAUCGUGAUGGUUCUGUUGUAACAUGGAGUUAUAAACAAUGGGCAGAUAAAAUCUCAUUAAAUUUUGAAAAAUAUUUUUAUAUUAAUGAAAUAGCAAGAGAAGGAGAAUUAAAUUUAGAACUUAUUCAUCGGCGUGGAAUUUUUAAAGAUAGUCAUGGAGCAACACAAGCAUGGGCUGAUUAUCAAUUACGGCCUAAUUUUCCAGUUGCAAUGGUUGUUGCUCCAGAGUUAUUUAAUCCAGAACAUGCAUGGACAGCAUUAAAAAAAGUAGAAGAAAUUUUAUUAGGACCACUUGGAAUGAAAACAUUAGAUCCUGCAGAUUGGGCAUACAAUGGAUAUUAUGAUAAUUCUAAUGAUAGUGGAGAUACUAAAUUAGCUCAUGGUUGGAAUUAUCAUCAAGGACCCGAAUGGAUUUGGCCUAUGGGUUAUUUUCUUCGAGCUCGAUUGUAUUUUGCUCCAUUAAUUGGUGGAAAAGAAGAAUUAUGCCGUACAAUUGAAUCAACUGAAACUAUUAUUUCUCGACAUUUUAUAGAAGCAUCUACAAAUCAUUGGAGAGGUCUUCCAGAACUUACUAACAAAGAUGGGGAAUAUUGCAAAGAUAGUUGUAGAUCGCAAGCUUGGAGCGCUGCUUCUAUCCUAGAAGUUCUUUAUGAUUUACAUAAAAUCAAACGGGAAUUGCGUUCUGAGGAGAAUGAAAAAACGAAUUGAUAUAAUUUUGCGUGUGUUCACCACCGCCAAUUACACUUAGAACAUUUACGAUUAGAAAAAGAACGUAGUAUUAGAAACAAAUGUCACGAUAACAAAUGGCAUAUAUUUAACACAGCUAUAGAAACACCGAGCACGGAAACACACGCAUUUGAUAUUUCGCACGUAGAUAAAACUAACAUGCCACCGUGCAAAUUUAUAAAGGCUGAUAUGACACCUACAAGUGAUGAUGUUUUUUUAAUUCAAGGACUUAAAGAAAACGAAAAUCAAAUAGAUGUCAAACAUGAUUAUAUAUCACCUACUGUUAUUAACAAUUUAGAAAUAAUUGAAAGUACAUCAAAUACUACCGAGUCAAUGAUAACAGAAAAUAAAUAUCAUAAGUCAGAACAAUUCAUAUAUGGAAAUGAACCUUUAAAAUAUGAAAGUAAAUCUUUAACCAAACUUAAAGAUAAUAUAAAUGAUCAUACUUGUACAAUAUUAAUGACACCAAAUACAGGGGACAGUAAUGCAAUGACAAAAUACUCAUCAAAAAUAGAUCACGUUUAUGAAGAAGUUAAUGCUCUUGAAUGUGAUAUUAUAAGUUAUUACGAAAAAUAUAGUCCUACGACAGCAAAAACAUUAAUAAAUACACUUUUUCUCCCUCGAUAUAAAAUUUGUAAACAAUGUGCCAAUUUACAAGGCAGUCCAGUAUAUUCUGAUCGUUUGAUAUAUGCAAAAAAACCAUUAUAUGCAAAAGAAGUAUAUUUGCGUCAACAGAAUGAAACUUUAUAUUUCAGAUAUUCUUCAGAAGAUAAUAAAUACGACAAUACAUUAUUUUUGCAAUAUGAUGAUAUUCAAGAUUGUUUAUUAGUUUAUAAUUAUUUAAAAACUAAUGCCUCUGGUAUAUUUUAUUUUUACGGCCCAUCACGAGAUGUAUUUGAUUUGAAAACAACAUUAAAACCAAAUAUUUUUAUUAUAAAUAAUAAUACCAGAGGAGUAGUAAAUACAGAGUUAUAUCAUCGUUGCGCAAGUAAUUUUUAUACGAGAAUAUCAAAUAAUGGUAUUAUACCUAAAGUGUUUCAUAUGAAUCAUAAUAAUAUUUUAAGCUCUAUAAAACAUGUUGGAUACGAUACUGAUUUGCAAAACUGGAUGAAUUACCGUAAUGAUAUUUUACGAUUACAUAAUCUCAAACAAGAUGAUGUAAUCGAUUAUCGCGCAAAUAGAUCCAGUUUAUUACUAUUAGAACCUCUAUUAUUAAUGCCAGAAUUAGGAAAUUCUAGGUAUAGGCACGGAAAAAACCGUAUUUCACAAUCAGAGCACGUAAAAAUAGUAAAAAUAAUAAUUGCCUAUACUCUUUCUUUUUUUAUUUUAGCAACAAUCACUUUUUAUAUAGUUUAUUUUACAUAAUGAAAUAUGUGAAAAAUAUUUUUAUUUCACAUGAUAACUAUCAAGUUCAAUUAAAUAUUCAUUUAUAUUAAUUAAAAUUAUAAAAAUAAGAAUUAUAUUAAAUUUAUUCUUUCAUUUUUUAUACAGAAAAUAUAUUUUAAACUUAAUUUUAUUUAUUUAAAAAACUUGCGAAUUUUUAUGAAAGAAUUUAAAUAUUAAUUCAAUUUUUUGAAGUGUAAAGUUUUUUAUUAAGUUUGUAUCAAUCUUACAUAAUAUUUUAUUUAUAUAUUUUCCGCAUACAUAGUAUUUCUAUAUUAUAAAUUUAAUACAAUGUAAUCAUUAUUUUCGUAAAUUAUUAUUAUAUCUAUCAUAAUUGUUCUAAUAAGUUAUUGAGACAUAUUAUUAUUAUUAAAAAUUUAUUGAUGUUUACAUUACAUAAGAUUUACGUUGUUUUAAGAAAUUAUAUAUGUGCAAUUUUAUUGAAACCAUAACUAUAAUGAAAUAUAAAAAAAUAUUUAAUAUAAGAAAAAAUUUUCAAUUUUGAAAAAUAUAUCUAUGUAUGUCCUUAAAAAUUUUAAGAAAAUGUAUAGGAGUAAGCACUUAAAUAAGAUUAUUCAAAUUUGUUAUUUCUGAUUAUUAUAUUACAUAUUUAUUAGCAGGUACUUAUUGCACGUAUAUUUUAGAUAUAUAACAUUUUUAACAAUUUUCACAUCUGUAUGAAAUAUUUGCAAUAAAAUUGAUAUAUAUAUAUAUCAUUUUGCAUAAUAUAAA